Anguilla anguilla (European eel) is the source of this 1359-nucleotide messenger RNA. RefSeq names its product general transcription factor II-I repeat domain-containing protein 2-like. Lineage: Eukaryota; Metazoa; Chordata; Actinopteri; Anguilliformes; Anguillidae. The record is from RefSeq and is a predicted model, not a curated record. The transcript has a single exon. Bases 1 to 1359 code for a protein of 452 amino acids.
AUGCGAGCAGAAAAAAUCUCAAAGCUAAAAACUGGACUGUUAGCUCAGCAGACUACAUUUGUACGGCAAACUCAGCUGAACCAAGCAUCAGUUCGGGCCAGCUUCCGUGUUGCUCAGCUGAUAGCAAGCUGCGGUAAACCUUUCACUGAAGGAGAGUUUGUCAAGAAAUGUUUGAAUGUUGUCGUGGAGGAGGUCUGUCCCGAGAAGAAAGAUGUCUUUAAUGCCGUGAGUCUGUCGGCAAGUAUAAUUACCAGACGCGUUGAAGAAAUUGGGGGUAAUGUGUAUGCCCAGCUGCAGCAGAAGACUAAAGAUUUUGACUUUUUUUCAUUAGCACUGGAUGAGAGCAUGGACGUGCAGGACACCGCGGAGCUUCUUAUUUUUAUUCGUGGAGUUACCGCAAACUUUGAGAUGUGCGAGGAGCUGGCAGCCCUACAAAGCCUGAAAGGCACUACGACUGGGGAGGAUAUUUUCGACAAAGUAUGUCAAACCAUGCAACAGUUGGAUCUGGACUGGGCAAAGCUUGCCAGCAUCACGACUGACGGGGCCCCUAGUAUGGUGGGCGCGUCUCGGGGUUUAAUAGGACGCAUGAACCGGGAGAUGGAAGAACGGGGUCUCACCGCCCCGCUACAAGUACACUGCCUAAUUCACCAGCAAGCGCUGUGCUGCAAAGUGUUGAAGUGGGAUUCUGUCAUGAAGGUUGUGGUAUCGUGCAUAAACUUCAUCAGAGCAAAUGGACUUAAACACAGGCAGUUCCAACAAUUCCUGUCUGAACUGGAGUCUGCGUACGGAGAUGUGCUGUACUACACAGAGAUCCGAUGGUUGAGCCGCGGCAAAGUUUUGAGGCGUUUUUACGAGCUGCUACCUGAAAUUAACGCAUUUCUUCAGUCAAAAGGCAAAACGGUCCCAGAGCUGAUCGACCCAGCAUGGAAAUGGCACCUCGCAUUUUUAACAGACGUGACAGAAAUGCUGAACGGCCUUAACUUGCAGCUACAAGGGAAGGGGAAACUCAUUUGCGACAUGUAUUCCCACAUAAAAGCAUUUGAGGUGAAACUAGCGCUGGUUUUGGAACAAGUGAAAAAGCACAACUUCACCCAUCUCCCUGCUACCCAAAGCUUUUCUGCAGAGAAGCCAGCUGUCGCGUUCCCAGGUGAAAAGUGUGUGGAAGCACUGGAAAUGCUGAAGGCGGAGUUCGGUGUACGAUUCCGUGAACUACAUGUUCAUGCAAAAGAAAUCCGUCUUUUUCAGAACCCUUUUGUUGCCGACAUCGAUGAAGCCCAGCCUUCUUAUCAGUUUGAGCUGGCCGAGUUACAGAACUUCAGAUGUUCUGAAAGACGCAUUCAAGCCCAACAGUCUCAUUGA